AUGUUACGCAACGAUAUGAUAACGAGAAGUGACGAGUCGUUCAGUCGAUCGCAAAACGCGUCCAAAACUCGACACAAAUCCAGACAUCGGUUCCCGAAGAAUGCCGUCUUCGCCGCCGUCCAGAGAUACCUCCUGUUCCUCUCCACACAAGUGUCGCCACCUUUUGGCCGAAAACUCAAACCUUUCGUCUCUUUUCAGGACUCGUCGCGCGCUCUGCGGCCUCUCAUUGAGCCGAUAAGUCCGCCGCCGCCUCCCGUCUCGGGCGCCGUGUCGUACGCGCCCUCCCAUGGGGGCCACCCGUGCGCGCGUGCGCUGCAAAGCGUGACUCAUAAUUACGACCACUAUUUGCAGAGUUUGCCGCAAAAGCAGAAGGAAUACCACGCGCUCGUCGUCGAGGCCACAGAGUCCGCGAACUAUCCCUUCCAGCGGUUGGCGGCGCCACUGCUGCUCGCGAAACAGCAGCAGAUGCUCAUCGAGAGGGGACUCGAGAGGGGAGUGACGUAUUGGCCGCCGGAAGGGAGUCGUGAGCAGCAGAGGGCGCUCCAGACUCGCACCGUUCAGAGUCUCAGUCCGUACGCUUUGGGAGGACAAGAGCGCCAACUCGUCAACACUCACCGGAUGGCGACUCAACGUCCGCCUCAGCGCCAGUUCGUCGAUCCCAACGCUCAGCGACGACUUCAGCCUUUGGCUCCACUUCCGAGACCACAACUGACGACGACUUCCGGCGGAAGACAACAGCUCUUCGUUCCGACUUCCGGUCCGCCGCUCGUCUCGCGACCGCUUCUCAUGCCCUCAACCGUCCAAACCGUCCGUCACGUGACUCAACGCCCGCCCCAGCGUCCGCUCAUGACGUCACCGCACUCGCUGCACAUGACUUCACCUCCGCAGCCCCGCCCUCAACCCCUCCGCCAAUCACAGCACGCGGCGACUCUGACUCCGCCUUUCAGCCACUCGUCGGACAUUCGUCUGAAUCGCGCGCUUUCGGUGACGACAACAAUGACUUCGCUGACGGCGCAGAGCGCGCAACGCUUCUCCUCGCUCUCGCACUCCAAUCACGUGGCCGUCAGUCACGUGACGGUGGCCAACGCCACGCCCCGCCAGUCGGUGGUCCGCAUCGCGCCGUUCGUGACGUCAUUGCCUCAACCAAUGAGAGCGUCUGUUUUGCGGUCGCCGACGGAAUCGCGCGCCUCUUCUCAAGCCGUAAUUCAAAGCCUUGUUUUGGACCCAAAAAAAAAGUGGUCACAAAUGGAAAGAAGCGCCGAAUCGACGCAAUCCUCGCUUUUGUCGCGUGUUUUGCAGCAAAAGACCACUCAAUACAAGAAUAUCCAGAGAAAAGACACGAAUAUUCCCGAAAUGGCGGUCUUUCCCGGCAUUCCCGCGACUGCGCGCCAAAUGCUGGAUUCGCAGCGAAGGAGAGCGUGUUUACCGCCGCAAAACGCCAUCAUUUCGCCUGUUCUGACAGCAAUGGCGCCACUGGCCGUCGCCCCGCCCCCUAUGCGGCGAUUGGCGCGUCCUUUGGCCGCAGAGCUCUCAUUGGUGGAGAAGGCGGUGAACGCAACGAAGCGCCGAUUGGACGACGCGUUUGACGUCAACAACAAUCGAGUGAUGAACGAGUGGUCGCGCGACAGACGGCCGACGCCUGCGAUGACGUCAUUCGUGACGGAAAUGCCGUUAAAUCUGAAGAAAGUUUGGGAACCGGAAGACGACGACUGCGUUGUCAUUGAGUCACGUGACUGCGAAUCUCAGGACUCUUCGCAUUCCGAGAGAAGUCUUCGCAUUGUUUGCGAGGAAAACGAGAAAAUGGAGGAAAAGGAGGAAAAAGAGGCGAAAGAGAGGGAAGUGGAGGACAGGGAGGAAAGAGUGGACAGGGAGGGGAAGGAGGCCGUGGAGGGGAAGGACAGGGAGGAUAAUGUGAUAAUCAGUGAGAAUAAGGAAAAGGAAGAGAAUGCGGAGAAUAAGGAGACGAAAAGCGAAGAGACUGUAAGUGAAGGAAAGGAAAGCUUUUUACAAGACUUUGGUUUCGCUUUUCAGCCGAAAAUCGAUUCGGAAUUCGAGGAAUUCGUGAAAGACUUUGUCUCGCAUUUGGUGUCCAAAAAGCGGAGCGAAAAACGGGAAAAGCGGAGUUCGGAGGAGGCGUCGGGAGGGGGCGAGUGGAGGGGGCGGGUGGACAGGGAGAUCGUGAAUCACGCGCGCAUCGAAGUGCGCGAAUACGUGUCGGCGCUGAACCUGAUUGGCGCGCGAGAAUUGGCGCGAAAACCGAUCGCGUAUUUGAACGCAAAAUACCCGCGAAAUGAGAUCUCGCGCGCAGUCUAUGCGGGGAUUCGGACGAAACGCGCGGUUAUGGACUUUCCCACGGAAUGGCGCGCAGACGCAGUGGACGGCGAGUCGGCGGCCAAGAGGCGGCGUUUGUUGCCGCGGGCGCCGAAACGCGAGCCGGAUGUGGAGGAGUCGUCGGACCGGAAGUGGCAAACGGUGUUGCAGUCGUUGGACGUGUCGUCUCCGCUCUCGCGACGCAUUGUCGCCGUUUUGCCUCAUUUUCAGUUCAAAUCUUAG
Molecule: messenger RNA, 2553 nt
Organism: Oppiella nova
Lineage: Eukaryota; Metazoa; Arthropoda; Arachnida; Sarcoptiformes; Oppiidae
Source: the annotation of a GenBank genome assembly